Molecule: messenger RNA, 253 nt
Organism: Acaulospora morrowiae
Lineage: Eukaryota; Fungi; Glomeromycota; Glomeromycetes; Diversisporales; Acaulosporaceae
Source: the annotation of a GenBank genome assembly
AUGGAUGAUCCAAAUGAUAAUAAUGUUGCCUCGUUGUAUAGGCAAGCAUUUCACCUCUCUGAGCUUGCUGUCAAAGAGGACAAUAAAGGGAAUAAAGAACUGGCGAGAAAUUCUUAUUUGGAAGUGAUAAGAAUUUUCGAGACCAUACUGCGACUGGAAACAGAAAAAAAACAAAAGAACUUGGUCUGGGCGAAAGGCCAAGAAUAUUACAUUCGGGUACAACAAUUGGACGCAGAGCUGAAAACAAAUUUGG